Solanum lycopersicum (tomato) is the source of this 1665-nucleotide messenger RNA. The record is from RefSeq and is a predicted model, not a curated record. NCBI's taxonomy places the organism in Eukaryota, Viridiplantae, Streptophyta, Magnoliopsida, Solanales, Solanaceae.
UUUUCAUUUGGAUUUGUUAUUGAUGUUCAACUUUUCUUGUACUUUUCAACAAUUUCAAUCAUUGUGCCUUCAAUUUUUUCAUUGUUCUUGUAUUUUUGUUGUUCUAUUUUUUGUUUUUUAAUGGUUUCUUUGUCUUGUACUCUUUAUAAAAUUUAAAAGUGGAAGUGUUAUAUAUGGAGUUGCUAUAUCCAAUUACUUUAACAUGACGUUUUUCCUUCAAAAUUUUGUGGAAAGGUUUCUUUGUUAUACUUCACCAACCUUUUGUUCUUUAUUCCUUGGAGGGAAGUGAUUAGUGAAUUCGUCUUAGAUUUCUGCAAGCUACAUUUAAAUGAAAUUUUGUGAUAGUUCUCUUUACUUUUGUGACUUGAAUUUCUUUAGAUCAAGCAAAAACACUUUACUUACUUUGUUUCAAAUUGAAUUUACAUAUUUUGAUUUCAUCAUUUAUCUCCUUAGGUGAGAUUUGGUUUUAAAUUUUGAAAAAAAUCUGUCUUUCUUUGCAUUUGAUUGAAAACAGUUUUUAUAACAAUCUAAAGGUAGUUCUGCGGAAGCUCUGUUUUGAACUUUUAAACCAAACAACACCCCUUGUAUUUUAAUCAACCGUUACUUUACUGAAUACCAUAUUUCUCUUACUUGUUUGGAGAAGCAAAAAGGCUACCAUUGUGCUUCAUAUGCUUCACCUUUAGAUUCUCAUCUCUUAAUAUGCCAAGUCAAAUUGGACAUUCAAUAUAAAACAUAGUAAUUAUUUAGUUUAUCUAUCUAGUGUUUCCUUUUACAUGAUUGUCGGUAUAUUGUGUUUGUAUGAUUCAUAAUGGUAAUAAGCUAGCAUUUGUUGGAGUUUGACUUUUUAUUUCAUUGAUAUUAACGGGUGGAAUAUCAUUUGUAACUUGUUUUGGGAUUGCAGGGGCUUGAAAAUAUUUCCUAACUUCGUAUCGAUUAUGAAGAGCAAGGAUUCUAGUGAUUGUACUGAGCAUGCACUUUUUGAUGAAUUGAAGGCUUUGGAAGAGCAUCUCAAGGCUCAUGGACCAUAUGUCAAUGGGCAGAAUGUUUGUUCAGUUGAUAUGAGCUUGGCUCCAAAACUGUGCCAUCUCGAGGUGGCUCUUGGAAACUUCAAGAAGUGGAGUGUGACUGAAAGCUUGAGUCACGUGCGUAAUUACAUGAAGAAUGAUAUCAAAUCUGCCUUUUGGUCAAUGCUCCUAUGCUAUAUAGAGCAGCAUGUGUCCCAUUCUUUGUUCUCAAGUAUGCAAUGACACUUGAUGGCGAGCGCAUAUCCUAUGAUGCUGCAACAAGAGUGUUAUGGUAGCAAUCGCUGCAUCUACUAUUUUUUUUGGGGUCAUACACAAGGAUUUCGUUGGAAAUAUGUCGUAUUUCUCGUUCUAUUCGAGGGAUGUUGCAGCUUCUUUCAUUGUAGAGAUAAAAUUUGUCUAUUUAUUUGACACAUUGACCGUAAUGCAAAUGAUGAGAUUGUCGAGUAAUGAGUAUGAAGAAUCACCACUCUAUUGAUUUGGCUGGUGGAGUAUGUGUUGAAAUUUUGUUUGAUUCUCCAGCAGAAAAGUAUGAGGAGAAAAAGAAAAAUAGAAUUGCUUGCUAAGAGUUCUAAUGGCACCAUUGAUGGUGUAUUAUGAUAAUUGAUUUCAUUCUCUUCAACGGUAAAUAAACUUCUUGGUA